Molecule: messenger RNA, 1840 nt
Organism: Propithecus coquereli (Coquerel's sifaka)
Lineage: Eukaryota; Metazoa; Chordata; Mammalia; Primates; Indriidae
Gene: SPOUT1
Product: chromosome unknown open reading frame, human C9orf114
Exons: 12
Coding region: 22-1152 (376 amino acids)
Biological process (GO): miRNA processing; maintenance of centrosome location
Cellular component (GO): spindle pole centrosome; mitotic spindle; kinetochore
Molecular function (GO): miRNA binding
Source: RefSeq, a predicted model, not a curated record
GCCGAAGGUGUGCGGCGCAACAUGGCGGAGCCCUCGAGGAAGCGGCCCUGCGGUCCGGGUGAACAUGGCCAAAGGGUUGAGUGGCGAAAAUGGAAGCAACAGAAGAAAGAGGAGAAAAAGAAGUGGAAGGAUCUCAAGUUGACGAAAAAACUGGAGAGGCAACGGGCACAAAAGGAACAGACAAAGCGCCAGGAGGAGGAGGAGGCCGCUGCACAAAGGGAAGACCGAGGGCGGCCUUGGACCCUGACCGUGGCCCUGCCGGGCUCCAUCCUGGACAACGCCCAGUCGCCCGAGCUUCGCACCUACCUGGCUGGCCAGAUUGCCAGAGCCUGUGCCAUCUUCUGCGUGGAUGAGAUUGUGGUGUUCGAUGAGGAGGGCCAGGAUGCCAAGACUGUGGAGGGGGAGUUCACGGGAGUCGGCAAGAAGGGGCAGGCGUGUGUACAGCUGGCCCGGAUCCUACAGUACCUGGAGUGUCCACAGUACCUGAGAAAGGCGUUCUUCCCCAAGCACCAGGAUCUACAGUUUGCAGGGCUCCUGAACCCCCUGGACAGCCCUCAUCACAUGCGUCAGGAUGAGGAAUCCGAGUUCCGAGAGGGCAUCGUGGUGGACCGACCCACGCGGCCAGGCCACGGCUCCUUUGUCAACUGUGGCAUGAAGAAGGAGGUGAAGAUUGACAAGAACCUGGAACCCGGACUUCGGGUGACCGUGCGACUGAACCAGAAACAGCUCCCAGGAUGCAAGACCUACCGCGGCAAAGUCGUGUCAUCACAGGACCCUCGCACGAAAGUGGGUCUCUACUGGGGCUACACCGUCCGAUUGGCCUCCUGCCUCAGUGCUGUGUUCGCUGAGGCCCCCUUCCAGGACGGCUACGACCUGACCAUCGGGACGUCAGAGCGAGGCUCGGACGUGGCCUCUGCCCAGCUCCCCAGCUUCAGGCACACGCUCGUGGUGUUUGGGGGCCUCCAGGGGCUGGAAGCUGCAGUGGAUGCGGACCCCAACCUGGAAGUGGCAGAACCCAGUGUCCUCUUCGACCUGUACGUCAACACCUGCCCCAGCCAGGGCAGCCGCACCAUCCGCACAGAGGAAGCCAUCCUCAUCUCCCUGGCCGCCCUGCAGCCUGGCCUCACCCUGGCGGGUACCCAGCCCACCUGACAGCUCUAUCGGGUGCGGAGCAUCCAUGAAGCAGCAGUGAACCCGGGGGUUCCUGCUGGUCACCAAGAACAGACACAGCCAAGACUUGUCCCCAAAAACAACCACUUUAAUGAGACCCAGCCCCCCACGCCCACAGUCCACAGUCUCGCCGGGCUGCACCCUCACUUGCUGCCGGCAGUGAUGGCCUUGAGGCUGCCUGCCCGCGCCAGGAUAUUUGGCACGAAGAGCAGCCCAGAGGCCCGCUCGAUGCUCUCGAUGGGCACCAAGAAGCGCUCCAGUGGGAUGGCCUCAUCCACAGGCGCGUUGGGCAUCACGUAGGAGCGGAGCUCGAUCUGUCCACCCACCGCCUCCAGGAUCAGCACCUUGAAGAAGUGCGUGGGCACUGCCACAUGGUUCUUGCCAAUUACCUGGUACUUCACAUAGGAUUUCCCGUCAGCUUCUGUCCUGUGGGCAGACCCAGGCAAACAUGGGAAGCGGGCCUGGUUGAAUCCAAAGCCACCUCCUCCAGGAAGCCUUCCAUGAUCUGACCAUGACUUCUGUCAACCCCUCACUGUGAGGUUCUGGGCCCUGCCUGGCUCCUUCUUGCAGCUGGGAACUCUUUCCAGGACGAAGACUCUUUGCCCUGGUUCUUCUCAUGCCCAACACUGGGCCAGGCAGAAUUGGUGACAAUAAAUGUUGCUUAAAGAAU